CAUGUAUAGUCGGUACAAACUUAACAUUUUUUUUAUUGCGGUAGUUUGAGGGUUUCGAGUAAACUGCAUGUCAACAGGACAGCAUCUUCGAGUUGAAGUCGUGGGACAGAAAAACUAACGAUUGAUCAAGAAGUUAUUCACCGUUGCCCAUUUUUCCCAACGUUGUUAAUCAAUUCUCGAAGCUUCCAUUUGAUUGUUUGACCUGCUGCCAGUCGUGUUGAGUAAAUCGUGACAGACCGGUUUCGAGAUUUGGGAAGCACCGAUUGUAACGUUCCUUUUCGUUCAGGAUCAGGGGCAAAUACAAGGGCAUAGAGAGGAAUACAAAUUGAACAAGAAAUGAGUUACCCACCACCUUCCCCAGGGGGCUAUCCAAUGUAUGGGGCUCCUCCAAUGCCAGGAGGGGGGUCCCAGUAUCCAGCACCGGGUCCAGCCUUAGGAUUUGACAGCAUAGCUAACCAACCUCCAAUGGGGGCCCCUGGGUACCCACCUUCUGGACCACCAAUGCCUAUGCCAACUGCUGGAGGACCUACUGGUAUGUAUCCUGGAAUGUCAAGCCAUAUGCCACCAGGAAUGUCCCAUCAAUUGCCACCAGGUAUGCCUGUUCCAAGCCCUAAUGUUGGCAUGCCAGCUCCUGUGCCACCCACAGCUGGUGUGUAUGGAUCAGCAGGACCAUCUAUGCCACAGCCUGGGUAUCCUUCUGGUAAUUUAUCAUUCGGGGGUGCAGCAAUGGCCACUGCAGCAUUUCCAUCUCACUACAGGAGUCAAUUUGGUCCUCCUCAGCCCCAGCCUAAUUUACCCAUGGGUCCACCCCCAAGUUUUCCUCCAUCAGCUCCAGCUAUGCCAGUGCAGCCAAGUGCACCACCGCCUGCUGGUCCAGGAGGUUCAUCAACUGCGACAACAUAUUCCUCAUCAUCCUCACACUCGUCUUCCUACUCAUCCCAAUCUUCUUCUUCUGUGAGUUCCAGCUCAAGCACGAAGCAGCCAAGAGGGCGACCAUCCAUCAAGGAGCUUGCCAAUUUUGAUGCGCAGAAAGAUGCUGAAGUACUGCGGAAUGCAAUGAAAGGCCUAGGCUGUGAUUCUAAAGCCAUCACUGGUCUUUUAUGUACAAGAACAAAUGUUCAGAGGCAGAAAAUUGAGUUGGAAUACAAAACGAUGUAUGGAAGGGAUCUUCUGAAGGAUCUUAAGUAUGAACUGGGUGGUAAUUUUGAGACUAUUGUCAUUGCUCUCAUGAUGCCAUCGGCAGACUACGAUGCAACGUCGCUGAGGAAAGCGAUAAAGGGUAUCGGAACAGACGAAAGCGUGUUGAUUGAAAUUUUGUGUACAAGAACCAACGCAGAGAUCGUUGCCAUCAAGCAGUCCUACCAGCGGAUCUUCAGUAGAGAUUUGGAGAAAGAUGUGGCAGGAGAUACCUCUGGCCAUUUCAAGAAGUUUCUCAUCUCUUUGCUACAGGCUUACAGAGACGAAAGCCAAACAGUUGAUUUGGCUAAAGCGGCAGCGGACGCGCAGGUUUUGUAUAAAGCCGGUGAAGCCAGAUGGGGCACAGAUGAAUCAAAAUUUAAUACCAUUCUUGUGUCAAGAAGCUUCCCUCAGUUGAAAGCCACUUUUGAUGAAUACUCUAAGAUAAGUAAAUAUGACUUUGAAGAUUCGAUCAAGAGAGAGAUGUCAGGAGAUUUAAGAGAUGGGAUGCUCACAAUAGUCCAAAUUGUGAGAAAUGCUCCCUCAUUCUUUGCUGUAAAGCUUUACAAGAGCAUGAAGGGUCUUGGAACAGACGACAGCACGCUUAUUCGAAUCAUUGUUACACGGUCAGAAGUCGAUUUACUGGACAUUAGAGACGAGUUUGCCAAAGUAUACCAUAAGUCUCUGGCUAAAUUUAUAUCGGACGACACUCGUGGAAAUUACAAGAAAAUACUUCUCAAUUUGAUUACCGACAAUAAGUAGGGAAAGACCCUACAUACUCGUAGAAGAAGGAGAUGUCUUCCCUUACCUUACCUGCAAUUAUCGAGUAGUGUAUGAUGUAUCAGGUGCCCGUGGUAUUUGGCAAAAAUGGGGAAAAGUCUUGGAUAUCGCAAAAAAUGUGAUUUUUGCAGAGUUUUUCGGCAUUUUUUCAGUGUUUUUGAUCAUCGAAGGGAAUUCGUUAGAUUAAUGUAUUAUGCAUUGCAGCCUUUGAGAUAAAAUUUCUUCUUGGUUUAACAUUCUUAAUAUCCUUUUAACUUUCAUUUAUUGUUUACCCACCAUAAAAAUAGAAACCAGUUUGGUUAUAAAAUGUGUGCUUGUUUUAAUAGUAAAGCUGAAGUAUUCUAA
This is a messenger RNA of Pocillopora verrucosa, 2301 nucleotides long. RefSeq names its product annexin A4. The record is from RefSeq and is a predicted model, not a curated record. Gene Ontology annotation, cellular component: cytoplasm. Gene Ontology annotation, molecular function: calcium ion binding; calcium-dependent phospholipid binding. NCBI's taxonomy places the organism in Eukaryota, Metazoa, Cnidaria, Anthozoa, Scleractinia, Pocilloporidae.